Daldinia caldariorum is the source of this 3530-nucleotide messenger RNA. Its product is annotated as Muniscin C-terminal mu homology domain-containing protein. The coding region runs from base 462 to 3026 and encodes 854 amino acids. The record is from RefSeq and is a predicted model, not a curated record. Gene Ontology annotation, cellular component: plasma membrane; cytoplasm; cell division site. The transcript has 5 exons. NCBI's taxonomy places the organism in Eukaryota, Fungi, Ascomycota, Sordariomycetes, Xylariales, Hypoxylaceae. Gene Ontology annotation, biological process: septin cytoskeleton organization.
CUACAAGGCCUUUGGGAGGCUUGGGUUAUAGCGUAAUAGCGUAACAAUAACCAGUUCAUAGCGCCAGUAAGCAAGCCCUCAGGCCCUGCAUCCAUAACAUUCAUAACAUCCAUAAACACCCAUAACAUGCCAUUUCGGUAGCAACAGCUCAUACCUAAAUCCACCUUUUAUUUUUCAAACCUUACAUAACCUAACCCGACCGUUAAUACUCUACCUCUUAGGUAAAUACUAAUAUUAUCACCAAUAACUACCUAAACCUCGCUUUCGCCUCGCCUCGCCUCGUCUCUUCGUCGUCAUUCCCAAUUGUCCUUUUGGUUUAACUACUUAUUUCUUCCAAUGUCAUCGUAAUUUAUUUCCUUUCGCUUCUCUCUUUUAUUCCGUAUUUAUAUGUCUCUCUAUCGCCCCCCUCUUACGUCUUUGCUCGUAAUAUCUCUGUAUAAUUGCGCCCGUCAUUAGUCGCGAUGGAAGAUCUCUCGAGGGCCGAGUACCCAGCCAUGCUGGCACACCUCCAUCCCAACCAAGCAGUUCAUGCUCUGAACGACCGAGUCAAGCGCAUUUCCAAGGUCAACACCGAGAUCGCCGAUUGGUUACAGGAGCGUAGGAAAGUAGAGGAGCAAUACGUCCAAGGUUUAAAGAGGUUAACUCAGUUUCGAGUUCCCAAUGCGCAGUCGGAACUUGGGACCUUCCAACCACAAUGGGACAAGAUUAUCCAGUCCGCCGAUGCCCUUGCCAUGUCGCAUCACAUCUUCGCAACUAAGAUCGAGAAAGAUGUCGAGAUACCCUUACGGAGUUUUCAACAGAGAAAGGAGAUGGUUAAUAUCCAGACCAUCCAGGGAAACCUUCAAAAUAUGGCCAGGGAGCUUGAGGAUGCCCAGGAACGGUCCGAUAAGCUUAGCAGGAAGGGCGCCAAAGCCAGCGCUCAAAAGGUAGAACUAGCAGCCGGGAAGCUAGAAUCUGCUGCUCAACAGUGGGAAUCCCAGGCGCCAUUUAUUUUUGAAUCUCUGCAGGCCUUGGAUGAGAGUCGAAUGAAUCAGUUGCGUGAUUGUCUUACUCAGUACGGAACUUACGAAGGAGAGCAGGCCCAAAGUCAUCAAGCCGAGGCAGAAACGGUACUUAACAGCUUGUUGGACUACAGCACUGCGGCCGAGAUUCAGCAAUUUGUGGCUAAGACAACGGCUGGCCGCCCAAAGGUCGAGAAGCGAACUACUGCGGCACGACAAUCGUCUAGUUUAAGCGAGAGAAAUUCCACAUUAGCGCCUCCUACUGCCCAUCCGACUGCUGAUGAUCGUAGCGAGCAUUCUAUCUCCAGGGAAGGACAAUCGGAAAACAAGCUGCGCAGCCGCAUAGGCACUAUGCUUGGUCGGAGGCGACAGAGUAUACACGGUGGUUUCGGGCCCCUUUCGCCUGCUAAAGGGCCUUUCGGAAGGAACAUCAAAAGUGCCCAUGGCCCAUCUCCUAGGACAUCAUCCAGCAAUCUGGGCGAUUCUACAAACAGGCUAGGAUCGCUCGUGGAAUACCCUCCUUCAACUGAGACGCCUUCUCGAACGUCCGAGACAAAGGAAAAGACAAGCCAUGAUGGUACGAAUGGUUUAGGUCGUGACAACUCUACGGAUGUGCCCCCACCCGGAACGGCAACAUCGCAAGCGUCGCAUAUGAAUGGUACAUCAAUUCCUGCCGACAUCGCCGAUGUGCCUCCUCCGCCAGGGCCCCCGCCAUCUCAGAAGGAACCGGAAAAAGACUCCGAGGGGUUUAGCGUGCCCGCCCCGGCUAACGAUCCGAUCUCCCAAGCAGAGAGAGAAGCCGCAGCGCAUGAGGCCGAGCAGUUAUUCAAGCUGAAUAUCCAGAAAGAGCCCGUGGCCGAGGAGGAUCCGGAAGAAAAGAAGGCGGCGCUUUCGAAUGUUGCCAAUAGUCUGUCAGCUAUGGGAAUGCCGGCUCGGAAAGGGGGUACUAUCAGAGGCCGAAGAGAUGUACGCAAUACUAUCUACGUUCCUGCUCCCGUCUCUGAAGGUUCUGCGACCGAUAACCAACACCCUUUCCCUCCUAUGCACGCCAUAUCUAAACCUGCCGGGGUCACUACUUUUGCCUCCGAAGCGAGUGUUGCGGGCACAUCGGAUACUCAGUCCGUCCGCUCUGGCAACUCGUUGAAUAGCACCAUUCACGCAAAACAUCCCGACAUGCAUGAGCCCGGCCUCAACUCUUCUGUUAUGGAGACUGUUUCAGCAUCGUUCGAAAACGGCGAGGUUCGGGGUGUGAAGGUCAAUGGCGAGAUCGCCUUUUCAUACAACGCUAUGGAUUCCUUUAACUUGCCUACUCAUCUACCUAUUCGAAUCAAUAAUUUUGCUACACUCGAUGUUAUUGGUCCUAAUCGUAUUUUUAUCACUAAUGACACACCUGAACAUCCAGACCGAUUUAACUUGGAUCCCUCGCAUCUUCACAAAACUUCCGUUGGCUUCUCCUAUAGGCUUCAUGUAGAUUCAGACGCCACUUCCACGGAACAUGUGCCGAUUCUCGUUCACCCUGUAUGGAAGCCACAGGGAGACAAGCUGGGACUAUUGCUUCAAUAUAAGCUUAACCCGGCCUUCAGAUUUGCUAAUGGAGGAGGUUCUAGCGUACAGGUGCAUAGCCUAGUACUUUUUGCUACGUACGAGGGUAAGGCAUCAGGCGCUCAGACUAAACCGUCCGGAACGCACCUCAAGGAUAAACAUAUUGUAUACUGGCGUCUCGGCGACGUUACUUUAUCUCCGGACGCGGACUGGCAGAAGAUCGUGUGCCGGAUAAUAGGCGACCAAGGCGUAGAGCCCAAGCCGGGCUCGAUCGAGGCGCGGUGGGAGAUCACCCCGCCGUCGGGAUUCGUCGAGAGCGCAAGCGCUAUUUCGGUAUCCAAGUUCGAAGAGGGCAAGGGCAAAGAGGUAGAGCUCACCGAAGACGACCCGUUCGCGGACGACACCGCCGCUGUCGAAGAGGGCAAGUGGGUCGACGUGCCUGUGGUGAGGAAGUUGGUGAGCGGGAAGUACGAAGCGAGGUAGAUAGAUUACCUACCUACCUAGGUAUACCUAACCUAACCUUAGGUAUCUAUUAGAGGAUAAGCACCUAUCUAGGAGAUGAAGGAAGACGAAGACGAAGAUCAAGGUACAGAUUCUCGAAAGAAGAAGCGGGGAGAAGCGUGGAGGGGAAGAAUAUAACUUAUAUUGUCUGGACGACGAUGAUGCUCUUUUGUAAAAGAAAAAAACAAAUAUCAAUCAGAUUAGCGGGUUGUUAAAAUUGAAGGUUCCAUUUGUGCAUAUAUAUAUAACCUUAGGUACCUACCUCCUAGGUAUGUUUUCGAUCUUUUUUUUCUCUUAUUAUCGGAUAUUUUACCUUGCAGCUUUAUACCUAAGGUAAUUUGAACGACUUGAUAUCAAAACUCUUCUGCAUAUCUUACUUUGUAACAACACGAUAAUUCCAUAGUGCUUACAUGUAAUGUGAUAUUGGUCUAGACAUGUAUAGGAGAUAGGUAGGCAGAUAAUAAAAAAUCAUGAGGUAUACAACAA